GGCACGCGUGCUCGCGGUUGGCGAACCUGCGGGGAGAUGGUGUGCCCGCCAAGACCGCCAUGGAGUGCCCCUUGCUCGUCGUGGCCGUGCUGGCCGUGCUGGCGGUGGCGAGGGAGGCCGGGGCCUACUACGAACAGCAGGAGGAGAUCCGCAUCGGUGGGCUGUUCCUGACGACGGAGGAGGACUGCGUGAGCGCGUUCUACGCGGCCAUCGACGCCGUCAACGAGGACAAGGACGUCCUGCCGGAUCACCGCCUGGUCGGCGUGGACGUCGCGGUGCCCGAGUUCGAUGCCCUCGAGGCGCACAAGCGUGUGUGCGAGCUGCUGGCGGGGGGCGUGGCCGCGGUGCUGGGUCCGUCCAGCGGCGUCCCCGCCACGCACAAGGCCGUCCAAUUGCGUGCUUUUGCCUGA
Molecule: messenger RNA, 410 nt
Organism: Thrips palmi
Lineage: Eukaryota; Metazoa; Arthropoda; Insecta; Thysanoptera; Thripidae
Product: glutamate receptor ionotropic, kainate 1-like
Exons: 5
Coding region: 60-410 (116 amino acids)
Source: RefSeq, a predicted model, not a curated record